This is a messenger RNA of Closterium sp. Naga37s-1, 567 nucleotides long. Lineage: Eukaryota; Viridiplantae; Streptophyta; Zygnematophyceae; Desmidiales; Closteriaceae. The record is from the annotation of a GenBank genome assembly.
AUGUCGGGAGACGGAAAGGACCGGAGCUCGUCGUCGUACCUCGUCAUCCCCAUCAUCCUGCGCUUUUUGGAAAUAUGCUUCUGCAUCGCGUCCUUCGUGUACGUCGCUCGCCUUUCGCACACGUUGGAUGUCAUUCCCUCCAUUCUCCCGCCCCAUUCCUAUUCGCGCUCUAUUCGCCAAUGGUCGGCCCGCGUGAUGACCUUCAUGAAGAUGAACUACAAGGGCUUUAACUCCACGGCAUACCUCUUCGCCAUGGCCAUCACGGGCCUCAUCCUCUCCGUCAUCGGCGCGGCCGUCACGUUCCUCGGCCGCAACCCGGCCAUGGCCGUCAACGCCAUCCGCAUCCAGCUCUACAUCAGCUUCAUGAUGCUGAUGCUGCUCUUCGGCGCGGCUGCUACUGCCAGCAGCUUCCGAGUCAACGCCUGCUACAACGGCCUGGCCCUGCUCAACCUGCUCGGCGAUGACUGCACGCUGCUGGCAUGGUCCGUGGCCAUGGGGUACAUGGCCUCCUUCACCUAUAUCGCCUCCUUCUGGCAUUUCUUCUUUCUUCUUGCCAAUGACCACUAG